Rubroshorea leprosula is the source of this 1656-nucleotide messenger RNA. The record is from the annotation of a GenBank genome assembly. Lineage: Eukaryota; Viridiplantae; Streptophyta; Magnoliopsida; Malvales; Dipterocarpaceae.
CUGCUAGUGCCACAUAAAGAUGCUUUUCCCGGAAUUAGUCUCCGAUGUUCUUCUUCGCCUCCCGGUGAAGUCUCUCCUACGAUUUAGAUGCCUUUCCAAAUCAAUUUCCGCCGAGGUUGACAGUUCAGAUUUCAUCAACAAUCAUCUCAAGAGAUCAACUGAAACAAAAACCCACCAAAAGCUAAUCACUAACGAAGGAUCUUCCUUCUACGCUGCCGAUUUUGAUGACAACCUCAGAGAAUUCACCCCACUCUCCUGCCCACUCAAAUUUCCCCAAAGUGGAACCGUGGUAUGUGGUGAUGUUGUGAAUGGUUUGAUUCUUUUGGGUAUAAUUGUUAAAUUAGAGUUUCCGAUUAUCCGAUUUAUCUUGUGGAAUCCAUUCGCUCGGCGUUAUAAGAAUAUACCGAUUUAUGAAUGCACUAGUUUUAGUCAGUUUAGCAGUUGCAGUCUAGGGUAUGAUUCCACUGUUGAUGACUACAAGAUUGUGAUGAUUUUAAAGUAUUUUAACGCCGAGGGCCUUUCGUCUCAACUCUUGGUUUUUAGUUUGAAAUCAAAUUCUUGGAGAAGGAUUGAAGACACUCCACUGUUUGCGACUGGUAGGGUUGCUUCCACAACUGAUAGUGCUCUUUAUUGGACGUGUUUUGAUAAUGAUAAUAGGGAGGUUAAAAUACUUGGUUUUAACGUUGCAAAUGAGGUACUUUUUUACAUUCCACUGCUGCCUGGCUUUGGUGUCCAUGUCAGCCGGGUUCUUGAUGGUAACCUCUAUGCUUGUAGAAUACCCGAUGAGCCUAAAACUCUAGAGUUCUGCUUGCGAGUGAGUGAUAAGGAUGGAGAAGAAGCUGGAGGUAGUUGGAGGAAAGCAUUUGUAGUGCACAAAGGGGAGCUGGAUGUUGAUUAUCUGAAUAUGCCUUUGACAUAUUCAAAGGAGGGGGAUUGCAUUCUUCUUUUCAAUGUUAUUAGAAACAAGUUGUCUUGGUAUAACCUUGAAAAGGAAACGAGACAGAGAAUAGAUAUUAAUGUUACUGGGAUUCGGAACUUCGACUACGAUGUUUGCUCGGAAAGUCUUGUUUCUCUUGGCAGUGAUACUGCAUUUGAUGGUGAAGCUGAGGAAGUGCUAGUAGACAAAUCAAUCCAAAGCAAAACCGGCCAAAAACUAAUCAUCCGUAACUCUGAUUCCAACGAUUUCUGCCCUGCUAAUUUUGUUGAUGACCUGCAAGUUGCCGCCUCACUCAACAACCCGCCAUCGGUAUCUCCGCUUCACUUCACUUUUGUAUGUCAUUCUUGCAAUGGUUUGAUUCUCCUCAGGAUGAUUGUUCUUGUUGAAAACGAUACCUUCUUCAAUUUUGCCAUAUGGAAUCCAUUCACCAGGCAAUAUAAGAAAUUACCACUUCAUCCAGUGCAAACCCUACCAGCUGGGCAUAAAACAAUGACCGGAUAUGGUUGAGGGUAUGAUUCUACUCUUGAUGACUAUAAGUUUGUGAUGAUUACAGAGGUGAGUCAUGUUUCUUUUCAAGUCUGGAUUUUCAGUUUGAAAUCAAAUUCUUGGAGAAAGAGUCAAGAUCUCCUGAUGGUGGAUGAUAAAUGUAGCUCGUGGGAGGGAAGUUUUGCAAAUGGUGCUCUGUACUGGAAAUGGAAAAAUAAUGUUCUUGGUUUUGA